AAAUAAACUUGUCAUUAAAAACCGUAAUAAAAAUAAUCAUAUAUAAAAUAAAAGAUAUUAAAAAACAGCAGUAACAGCUCAAUAAAUAAUUUAAAAUAUUAGUAUCAUAAAAGUCCGUCAAACUUAAGUGAAAUGUUUCAUUAGUUAACCUAAAAAAUAAACUAGUCACUAAUCACUGUAAAUACAUAGCACAACAAUAACACUGCAAUAUAAAUAAUAAAUAUCCUUUUUUACACCAAUAUAAAAUUAACAAAAAAUAAUCAAUUAAUUAUAAUAGUUAAGUAUAAAAAACAAUUAACAAUAUAGUAUUAAAAAUGAUUAAAAAUAUUCUAGUUAACUUUAUUGACGUAGACUUCACGUUAUGGCUAUCAUGGGUGCUGAUGCCGCUGCUGAUAACAUUUUUACUGCCAAUAAUUAUUUUACUGCUGUUGUACAUGACAGCGGCUAUUUUUUACAUCUACAAGCUCCACCGCGGAAGACUGCAGGAGGCGUACGGGCGAGACUGGAAAUCCGCGGCGCGCAGUGUCGUCGCAGCAAUAUGGGACGUCCAUGGGUACAUCUACUACGGGUACGAAGUAGUCGGGAUGGAAAAUAUUCCAAUAGACGAGCCAGUGUUGUUCGUUUAUUACCACGGAGCGGUUCCAAUCGACCUGUACUACCUGAUAGCGAAAAUGGUCCUGCUGAGGUCCAAAAUAAUCCACACGGUAGCUGAUAAUUUUCUCUUCAAAGUUCCAGGCUUCGCUAUAAUCUGCGACGUGAUGAAGCUGAUACCGGGAACAGUCCAGACCUGCUCACAGAUUCUCCAGGAGGGAAACAUGCUGGCGAUCGCACCAGGCGGCGUCUAUGAGGCCCAGUUUGGAGAUUCUUAUUACAAGCUGAUGUGGAAGAACCGGAUGGGCUUCGCAAAAGUUGCCGUCGAGUCUAAAGUUAAAGUCAUUCCUUUCUUCACGAGGAAUCUCAGAGAGGCCUUCCGGACUGUCAGCUGGGGCAGAAGACUCUGGCUGAGGAUCUACGCGCUGACCAGGUUCCCUUUCGCCCCGAUCUACGGCGGGUUCCCGGUUAAACUUGUCACGUAUAUCGGAAAGCCGAUUGACUAUCAAGAAGGCUUGAACCCGGAUCAAGUGAAGCUGAAGGUCGCCGAGGCUUUAGAAGAGUUGAUUAACCAGCAUCAGAGUGUUCCUGGGAGUAUCACAAGAGCGCUGCUGGAGCGCGUUUAUAAUCCGACGAGACACAAAAAGGAUUAGAUAUAUUCUGGCUGUGGUUAUUUAUGUUGAACUUUUGUUAUUUAGAGGGGAAGGUGUUAGGGGUUUAAUUUAGAUAAGUUUUAUUUAAUGGGGUUAAGGUGGAAGAAUUAGGGUGGAGUGCAAUUGAUAACUAGACGUUAGCUGUCGUUCAGAGUUUUUUAUUUGAGGUAAAAAAAUAAUGGAUUAGAUUUAAUAGAAUUUAAAAAAAAAAUUAAAUUUUUUUAUUGGGAAAAUAUUGAAAA
This is a messenger RNA of Cotesia glomerata, 1486 nucleotides long. Its product is annotated as transmembrane protein 68. The record is from RefSeq and is a predicted model, not a curated record. Gene Ontology annotation, cellular component: membrane. The transcript has a single exon. Gene Ontology annotation, molecular function: acyltransferase activity. NCBI's taxonomy places the organism in Eukaryota, Metazoa, Arthropoda, Insecta, Hymenoptera, Braconidae. Bases 315 to 1244 code for a protein of 309 amino acids.